CAAGUCAUCCUCCAAAACCUUGCCUCUUUUUUACCCACUUCAUCAGCUUACCACCUUCUUAUUUUUUCCCCUUCUUCUCUUUAUGUAACUAUUUCUUCUUAUCAGCCUCCUUUCCUGUUUCCUGAAUUAACACUCUCUCGCCUUUUUCUACCAUCCCGCCCUGUCACUUUUAUCUUAUACGCCCUUUUUCAUCACUUCUAUUUUUCUUUCUUAUAUCUCAGUUUAACUUGUCUAUCUUCUAAUUUCCCGUGUAUAUCUUGUCCUCUUUCCUGUGUCCCUGUCCUAUCUCAUUUUCAUCUCCUUUUAAGACCCUUCACACUUUCCCUUUUGUCCUCUGCAUUUUGUUUCCUGUAUUCUUCUUCUAACCUUAUACUCCUUUUCUACUUAUUUUUCUAUCUCUUCUAUGCUCUCCUUAGCCUCUUCCCCAUUUACCACUCCUACACCUUCCUCCUGCCCUUACCUUUGCUCAUUUUCUAACUACUUGUUUCCAUUUAUGCCCCGUCUUUCUCUCCAUUGCCUCUCCUUCCUUGUUCCCUGACACUUCUUCAUUCUCCCUUCCUCUUUCCAUCACCUCUUCCUCUCCCUUCAUUGCCCCUUUUUUGUUUCCUCCUCUUUUUCUCUGUCUUGUGUUUAUGUUUUCAGUUCCUGAAAGUCAAGUCAGCAUGCGCCACUCCUCCUCCUCCUGCUCUCGUAAGCUAACUCAUUCUCAGCCCUCCCCAUUCCCCCGUGCCCUCCUCUCUCUCACACUCUGUGUAUAUCCCAUUCGGCCACUUUCCGCAUUAACUCCUAGUCGUCACUUUCAUUCAGCUCAGAGCUGAUAUGCGGCUUUUUCUCUGACCAAAGUCUGGAUACAAGGAGGCUCAGAAAUCUGGAGGACCACCUGUUGCAUUUUGAUUGAAAGACACCCCAAUACAGGGGGAUCACACGUGGGCCAACAUGUUGGGACAGAGCGUGCGGUUACAGCCAGUUCCCAUCCAGAGCCUAUCAGAGCUGGAGCGAGCCAGGUUACAGGAAGUCGCUUUGUACCACCUGGAGGAGAGGGACCUGGACUUCAAGAUCAGCAUCCCUAAAGAAACUCACAAGCGAAGAAAAUCUCUGCGCAGGAAGUUUGACUCCUUUUCAAAGGAAAAGAAAGAGCGAGAAUCUGCUCCCAAGGCCUUUGGUAUCCCGCUCUCCCAGGUCAUCGCCAACGACCGGGCCUACAAGCGGCGGCAGGAUGCUCUGAAGGAGAGCAGGCGUGACUGCCUCGACCUGGAGGCCAGCGUCCUGCGAUUCAGAGCGGAGAAGCGACAGUUCUUCAAUGGGAGCAAACCUCUGGUCAGCUCCUCGUCCAUCACAGGAGGAGGUCUGGGCUCGCCGUCUGCUAACUCUGUGGCACCGGCGCCAAUUUCGGACCCUCAGAACAAUUCGCUGUCGACCACGUUUAUGGAUAACACCGGAAGAGGACAGAGAAGGGGUGGUCUAUCAGUGGACUCGAUCUCUGACCUUGUAGAGAGCCAGUCUCGCCUGCUGGAGGCGCUGCAGCUUUCCCACCCGGCUGAACUGGAAUUGAUCAAGUCGCCGGGUGGCAGCUCGUCGGAGGGGAGGACCCAAACCAAGCUCAGCCUCAACCCCAUCUACAGACAGGUGCCUCGGGUGCUGGAGAGGUGCUGCAGUCACAUCGAGACCUAUGGCCUUCAGACCGUGGGUAUCUUCCGAGUCGGCAGCUCCAAGAAGAGAGUGAGACAGCUACGGGAGGACUUUGACGUGGGCGUGGACGUCCAGCUGGAUGAGGAACACAGCGUCCACGAUGUGGCAGCACUGCUCAAAGAGUUUCUGAGGGACAUGCCGGAUCCUCUGCUGCCCAGAGAGCUCUACCCCGCCUUCCUGCAUGCCAAUUUGCUGAGAGGAGCAGACCAGCUGCAGUACCUCCAGCACCUCCUCUACCUGCUGCCUCCCUGUAACUGCGACACGCUGCUGCGCCUCCUCGCCUUGUUACACACUGUGCAGAGCUUCGCGCAGGACAGCAUAGGAACCAACGACGAGGAGAUCCCCGGAAACAAGAUGACGGCCGCUAACCUGGCCGUGAUCUUCGGGCCGAACCUGCUUCAGAAGGAGCGCGGGGGAGAUGUGAGCCCGCAGGCGAUGGGCAUCGAGGACAGCACGGCGAUCAUCAGCGUCACUCUGAUGCUCAUACAGAACCACAGGAGACUCUUCACGGUUUCUGCAGAGCUGCAGCAGGAGGUCCUGAUGAGUCUGAUCCAGACCGACCCGGACAUCAUUGACUACCUGCUGCGUAGGAAACUCAGCGGCAGUCACCUGACAGAGGAGAGCGGCAGUGAGUCCACCGGUCGUCGGGACACGGGGGCAUCUCUGGACUCAGUGGGAGCCUCCAGCGGCAGCCUGUCCCCUCUGGAGCCCCCAUCACCGCUUUUCCCCCCGGAUGGGAGCGGCGGUGAUGGCAGCCUGACCAGCGAGGUCUUCCUGAACGUCCUCAAACUGAACCAGAACAGGAAGCGGCAGGACACCAGAUACGGUGAGGUCCCUCCUGGUAAAUCCAUCCGCCACAUGCGUCAGUUCCACUCCCAUCACAACCUGCUCAGCCUAUCCCAGUCCUCCUUCUCUUCCUCGUCCUUGUCCUCGUCCUCCACCCCCAGGCUCCACACUCAGGACUCGGAUGCCCAGGACCGUCGAGGCCCGGGUCUGAGCUCCGCGCUGAGCUUCUCUCUGAGCUCGAGUCUGAGCGGCUCGACCGAGAACAGCAUCUGGGUGAGGCAGACGCCGCAGGAGGAGAGCAAGCCAUCGCCGACCGCUAAUUUCUGGGACUUCUUCACUGGGAAAGGGUCGGGCUCAGAGACGAUGGUAUGAUGAAGGGCGAGGAGAGGAGAGAAACAACCGGUCAAGUUCCAGAUUCACUUAAAGAGAUGCUUACUGGUGUAAAUAAAACAGGUCUCUCCCUGACAUUCCCACUUGACCUCAUAACCGUCCUGCUGUGGGUUUUCCAAGCUGGAAGUUGGAAUUUCCCACGUUUUUUGGCCCCUCUUGAACUCAGCAUGGGUAUGAAUGAAAACUAGAAGAAAUGAAGGACACAAACUUCUCAGACACAAACAAACGAAGGAAGAAUAAAUCAAUGAGAUUACCUGAAGGUGGAUCAAAUGAUAAAACCAUGUACAGGAUGGAUUCAUAUUUUAAACCCUGUUUCUACCAACUACAACAGCAUCUUCUGACACUCUGUGUACAGAAAUCAUACCAGGCAUACUCCGUUUGUUUGUUUUUUCCUGCAACCUGCACUAAGCUGCUUUUGCAAAUGUGAAUCAGCUGCUUAAUAUUCAGUGAUGAUCUCAAACACCCGACAGCAUUCAAGCCAUGACGAAAACCUACAUUUUAGAACCGCAAAGUGUGUUUCCCCAACUGGCACUGCAGGUCAAAAAGCUCAGUGUGAUUGCAUCUGCAGUAAAUUUGGUUAAAACUUUGAUUAUCAUACCUGAAUAUGUAAUUAGGAUGUUUGACAUUGAUUCUGUGCCCCUGAAAAUGGUUAAAUAGCUAAAAAAUGUACAUACAAAAGGCAUUUCGAGACAGUUUUCUCCUAUAAAUCAGCCCUUAAAGCUGCAGCAGGCGGCUUCUGUUUCUCCCAUCAAUGGAGACAAAAAAACCUUACAUACGCCUGCUCCCCCCUCUGGGUUUUAGAAAGUAAAGUGCAAGACUUUGGCCAAACACGAGUCUUUGCAGAACCAAAACAACAAAAAAAACCCUGAUCAUUGCAACCAAAUCAUGCUAGGAGUGGUGUUUUAAGCAGCUAAGCACAAAUAAUCGUGGCACUGGUGUUGCCUGCUUACAGUAUAUAAGGCUUAGUAUAAAUUAAGAAGUCUGUGUAGGUUCCCAGUCGUCCAGUUCAUGAUGGUCCAGUCACCUUCUGUUCAAGCUCUUAAGACUACAAAUUAAGAUCUAUGCUGGAGACUUUAACCUUGGACAGCGGGGUUUAAACCCAAUAUGAAGGCAAAAGUCGGCAAAGACUUAUUUUUUAUUCUCCGAGAAGAACAGGCCUGCGCUCAUCUGGUGGGUCGGACUUAAAACAAAGAGCCCCUGAUUUUGAGGGGACUGUUCUUUAUUUCUCCCUGCUUCAGCUUUCAUGGUAAAUGUGUCAGUGUGAGUGGAGUCAGCCAAAGAUUGUCUUUUUGCGCUCCGGGGAUCAGCUCUGGAUCUUUAGUUUAAAACAGUAAACUCUGUCUAUUAUUCUCUGAUUUCACAUCCAUUCAUCCAUAUUUUUAUUCUAGACUCUGCUAGAGUAGUUUUACAAAUCAUCCAACCACCUCAGAUCAUCUUCUGUCUGAAAGUAUUAAGUAAGUGAAGUAUUUUCAGUCCCUGACCCCAACCUUGAUGCGAGACUCACACUAGGGAAACCCGUGGUUUGAGAAUGUGGCAUGAAUGCACUUGGAAUCUGUUUCCUUUGAAAUGUUGCUUUAAAGAUGAAGACCAGGUCUGCAACCACUCACAGUCAGUUGCUGUCUUCAAAGCAACGUUAGCGCAUCAAGGUGGCGAUAAGGCGGAGUCAGCCUGCUGUCAGUUUGGGGUUGAGAUUUGUGAUAAGAUGGCAACUAAUUGUAAUAAAUCAGUGAAAAUUGCAAACCUGUUGCUGUCUAUAUAAGCAGAAUUUCAAAUUGACAUUAACUACUUACAUUCAGUGUCCAGCCGGAACCUUAUAGAUUUAGAUUUAAAGCAGAAAUUCCUCCACAAAUAAUGACGUAGUUGCUGCAGGACGGCAAUUUAACUGCAACAUCACAUAGUUGCUCAGCAACCAGGCUUUUAUAAAGGAAUAUAACCAGAAUACAUACAGCUGCAAACCAGAUAGUAAUUCAUCUGCAUUUAUAAAUAAAACUGCACUUAUUUGCAAACCUCCUCCAGUCAGUCUGAGUCAGACUAGGAUUCUUUGCAGGAAGGUUGCCUCCCGUUUUUUGUGCAGUCACCUUGAAAUCAAAUGUAGUUGAUUCGAAGUUGAGGAUGUUGCAUGCGCAACCUCUGGAUGACCAUUUGGUUGCUGCAACUACCUGAAAUCGACAACACCAAAAAAAAGAUGCAAUCGUCUGGCAACCAGUGAGAGGUGUCCAUCCUAUUUAGUAUGACUGAACCAUAAGGCAGGUGGGUGGAGCUUUAAGGCAGGUGUGCCUGAGGUGAAUAACAACUCUCUCUGAUGUCAUACUGGUCCAAGAGUAGAAAAAACCAUCAGAAAUGAGGCUGAUUAGCUGGUUUUUUUUAGGGAUUAUUUCUACAUACUAAUUAUACAUUUGAUUUGUUGGGCUUGGUGUCUGAAACGUUGGCUACUUUAACAGUAUGACAGAAAAAAAACAUAUGAGGUCCACUUUGUCAAAGCGUCCUUGAAUAUUAAACUGUCUACAAUCUAAGAAAGUUUUUUUUCUUUUUUUGUAUUUUAAAGCAGCUCAGAGGGACUCCUGCUAUUAUCAGCAGCACAUCACAGUCACACCAGUUUGGUAAUAUGGAAGUAAAAAGAUUGAAAAUGGAGCCAACGCUGGUGGACUGAUCAGAAGUUUAUUUUUUAUAAUGAAGUUUACUUGUAAUCACUACAAGUUGUGUUGCCUUUGAGUUGUGAGCAGUUCUUAUUACAUGAGUCACUUUAAGUUCCCCACUUGUAAAUAGCAAUGAGGUCUAUACAGAAUUCACCAACUUUUGGUAUAUGGUAUUUUUUGUAAACCAGAUUUAACAUUACUGUACCUCCAUAUGUCACAUUAUAUCAGUACAGAGAUGUGUUCCCAACCAAGUCCGUAACGUCUCCUCUUAAUACCAACAUAAUGUGACGCACUGAGCUGCCCAGUAAAAGCUGCUUUUCUUUUUCUUCUUUCUUCGAUCAGCUGCAGCUGCAGAGAGGAGAAGCAGUCCUUUAAACUUGUCUAUGGAAGCUUGUUUGUGCCACUAUAAAAGAAAAUGCCAUCCAUAUGUCAAUAAAGUAUAACCCUUGCACCCUCGCUUACCAAUAAUUGCUAUAUUGCUAAUUGUUACAUUUUAUUCAUUUGUGGCACCAGGUGUCAAUCUCACAAUUUUGGGUUAUCAUCACAAACCUACUUACUCAAACAUCUAAAAACAAUAGCUCAGAAUAAAAAUAAAAAUAAAAACAGCUUGAAAUUUAGUGUUUCAAGUCAUUUACUUGAUAUCAAGUUUAAAAUUUUUGAUAUAUGGUUAACAAAAAUGUUUUUGUUGGGGUUUUUUUUCCGUGUCACAAACAAGCUUCCAUACGUGCCACAUAUUUCUGACACAAACAUUCUGACUUGCAUUAAACCCAUGUAUAAAUGCAUCCACGUCUGCUUUAAAGGUUAUCAUGAUGUGUCAAAAUUCAUUAAACCAACAGGAAAGUACAAAGAUGUCUUCAGCAGGAUUUCACAGGUGUUGUUGUCCUUUUUACCACAAGAGGGCGACAUUUGCCAAUUCAUUGCAAAUUUUAACAUCCCCACCCAACAUACAUGGUUUUCCCUACAGUCUGUGCACACACUCAGUGCACAGAUAAACAAAAUAGGUUUGGGAAUAGUGCCAAACAACUAGCGACUCGUUGUACAAAGAUAUAUAUUUUUGUUGUCGUUUUUGUAUCCGGUUCUAAUUUCUGGACUGCAAACAGAGAACUUGUGCACUCCGUCCUUCACCCUCAGCAGGUGAAUGUAUCAUUUUUUUCUGUCCCUGUAAAAGAAACGAGGCAUUUCUUUUUCUGUAUUGUUGUAAAAUCCAUCAGUGCUUGUGUGAACCUGCUGUUUGAGAAUGUACCACCUACCUGCAGAGAAUUAAAUGUCAAACUGCC
Oreochromis aureus is the source of this 6778-nucleotide messenger RNA. RefSeq names its product Rho GTPase activating protein 36 (gene arhgap36). The record is from RefSeq and is a predicted model, not a curated record. Gene Ontology annotation, biological process: signal transduction. The transcript has 12 exons. Bases 937 to 2847 code for a protein of 636 amino acids. NCBI's taxonomy places the organism in Eukaryota, Metazoa, Chordata, Actinopteri, Cichliformes, Cichlidae.